AAAAUAAAUCUUUUUUUGCAUCCAAUGGAUCCUCCAAGCCAUUUGUUGACAUCCUUCACCAUUUGUGUUCUCUUAUUUCUUUCUUCUCCUUCACAAGCAGAUGAUGAAUCACCUUCACUAGAAAAUUCAUCAAGCAAACUAGUAAUCAGUGUUUGCAAAGAAACCUUAAACCCUUCUGAAUGCGAGGAAACUCUUGCGACGAUCCCUAAAGCAAGAACAGUUAGGACUUUGAAUGCCCUAGCUCAUCUUACUCUUCGAUUAGCGGUAUCUUAUGCAAAAGAAAGCUUGGAUUUCGUUAACGAAAUGGUUAAGACCAACACGAGUGAACCCAUCAAGCAGUGUGCAUUCUGGUACAGAGAAGUGCUUGCAUCAUUCCAAAGUGCACUUGGUGAACUACAUGAAGACAUCUCAAGUGCAAACUAUGAUAUAAAAGUUGCAGGUGAUAAUUCGGAUUCUUGUGAAGAAGGGUUGGCAAAACUUCCUGUGCCAUCACUCACAGCUAGAAAUGCACAAAUCAAAUUAUAUAGCAGCAUUGGAUUUGUAAUAACAUCUAGGAUGGAUGUAUAAUAACUAGUUGCAAUUAUAUAUUCAGCAUGUUUCCAUAUUCUUAUUUAAUUAAGAGUUCUUAAUCCAUUAAUUUUUUUUUUUCCUUUUCCCACAAAGUAACAAUAAAACGUCUGUUUCUGCCAACCAAAUCCCAAUUUAUCUUAUUCUUAUGAGAUGAAAAUGAAAAUGAGAAUGCAAUUUGGUUUUUAUUUGACAAUUUUCUUA
Messenger RNA from Ziziphus jujuba (common jujube), 771 nucleotides. RefSeq lists its product as uncharacterized. The record is from RefSeq and is a predicted model, not a curated record. Gene Ontology annotation, molecular function: enzyme inhibitor activity. The transcript has a single exon. The coding region runs from base 25 to 567 and encodes 180 amino acids. NCBI's taxonomy places the organism in Eukaryota, Viridiplantae, Streptophyta, Magnoliopsida, Rosales, Rhamnaceae.